This is a messenger RNA of Kluyveromyces lactis, 6426 nucleotides long. RefSeq names its product glutamate synthase (NADH) (gene GLT1). The record is from RefSeq and is a predicted model, not a curated record. The coding region runs from base 1 to 6426 and encodes 2141 amino acids. Lineage: Eukaryota; Fungi; Ascomycota; Saccharomycetes; Saccharomycetales; Saccharomycetaceae. The transcript has a single exon. Gene Ontology annotation, molecular function: iron ion binding; flavin adenine dinucleotide binding; FMN binding.
AUGAUUUCUUCUGGGAAAUAUGAUCCUUUAGAAGAAUCGUACGAUGGCGGUUGUUCUUUAGAUGAAAGACCUUUAUCAAAGAAAGCACAUGUUUAUAAGUCCUGGGCUAAUGUCAUACCGGACAAACAGGGUCUAUAUGACCCUGAAUUUGAGAAAGACGCCUGCGGUGUUGGUUUUGUAGCUAACAUCAAAGGUGUGUCAUCCCAUAAGAUCGUUUCUGAUGCGCGGUUCUUACUCUGUAACAUGACACACAGAGGAGCUGUUUCCUCAGAUGGGAACGGUGAUGGUGCAGGGAUCUUGACCGGUAUCCCACAUGAGUUUAUGCAGAGAGAGUUCAAAUUGGAUGUAGGGAUCGAUAUUCCAGAUCAAUCUCAGUACGCGGUAGGGAACGUUUUCUUCAAGAAAGAUUCUCCCGAAGCGUUGGUAAAUUCCAAGAGAACGUUUGAACAAUUGGCUGAUUCUUUGGACUUGAAAGUUCUAGGUUGGAGAGUUGUACCACAUGAUUCUUCCAUUCUUGGUGCUGUCGCACUGUCCCGAGAACCAGAAAUUUUGCAACCUUUAGUAGUGUUGAAAGAAUUAUUUUCCGAGUCAUCUUCAUCUUCUUCCAUCUCUAAGGAUGAAUUCCAAUCCACAUGCGAAACCAAGUUUAAGACUAGCUUGUACAUUCUUCGGAAACAGGCUUCUACAUCGAUCGGUCUUCAAAACUGGUUUUAUGUUUGUUCCUUGGAUAACAAAACUAUAGUUUACAAAGGACAGCUUACCCCAUCACAGGUGUACAAUUACUACCAUGAUUUAACUAAUGCUCAUUUCAAAUCGCAUAUGGCACUAGUGCAUUCUCGUUUUUCAACAAAUACAUUCCCAUCAUGGGACCGUGCUCAACCUCUACGUUGGUUGGCUCAUAACGGUGAAAUUAAUACUUUGAGAGGUAAUAAGAAUUGGAUGAGAGCCAGAGAAGGUGUUAUGGCUUCUGAGGUGUUUGGUGAACAAUUGGAUAAAUUGUACCCGAUUGUGGAAGAAGGUGGUUCUGAUUCUGCCGCAUUGGAUAACGUUCUGGAGCUUUUGAUGAUGAACGGUGUUCUUUCCCUUCCAGAAGCUAUUAUACUGAUGGUCCCAGAAGCCUAUCACAAGGACAUGGACUCGGAUUUGAAGGCGUGGUUCGAUUGGGCGUCAUGCCUUAUGGAACCAUGGGAUGGUCCAGCUUUGCUAACCUUCACUGAUGGUCGCUUCACUGGUGCCACUUUGGACAGGAACGGUUUAAGACCAUGCCGUUACUAUAUUACAUCCGAUGACCGUGUCAUUUGUGGUUCAGAAGUCGGUGUUAUUCCUGUGGAGAAUUCAUUGGUCAUUCAGAAGGGUAAGUUGAAACCAGGUGAUAUGUUGCUAGUUGAUACGGAAUCUGGAGAAAUGGUCGACACAAAGCAAUUAAAGCAUAAGUUCGCCAAGAGAAAGGAUUUCAAGUCGUGGUUAUCAAAAGUUAUUAAAGUGGAAGAUGUGUUAGAGAAGACUUCCAAAUUCUUACCGCCAAGUUUCAUUUCAGAUUAUAACUUGAAAGCUCAAACUGAUCCAAGGCUAUUGGCAUUAGGAUACACAUAUGAACAGGUUUCGAUGAUCCUUGUACCAAUGGCGCUUGGAGGUAAGGAAGCUCUAGGAUCCAUGGGUAAUGAUGCUCCAUUGGCUUGUCUAAAUGAAGACCCAGUACUAUUAUAUGAUUAUUUCAGAGAGCUUUUCGCCCAGGUGACAAACCCUCCAAUUGAUCCAAUUCGUGAGGCCAACGUCAUGUCCUUGGAAUGUUUCGUAGGACCUCAAGGGAACCUUUUGGAAAUGCAUCCUUCUCAAUGCGAUCGUUUAGUUUUAAAAUCGCCAAUUUUACAUUGGGACGAAUUUGAAGCCUUGAAAAAUAUUGAAAAGGCACAUCCUACUUGGUCUACUUCGAACAUAGACAUUACUUUCCCUAAAGAAGAAGGUCUAUUAGGCUACACGGCUACCAUUGACAGAAUCACACAGGAAGCCAGUGAUGCUAUUGAUCAAGGAAAGAAGAUUUUGUUCAUUAGCGACAGACUGUUAUCUGCGGAUCGGGUCUCAAUCUCUUCGUUGAUCGCUAUUGGUGCCAUUCAUCACCAUCUUGUUCGCAACAAACAGCGUUCUCAGGUGGCUUUGAUCUUGGAAACUGGUGAAGCUCGCGAGGUGCAUCAUUUCUGUGUUCUAUUAGGUUAUGGUUGUGAUGGUAUUUUCCCUUACCUAGCCAUGGAGACCUUGGUCAGAAUGAAUCAUGAAGGAUUAGUCCGAAAUGUCAACAACGAUGAUUCAUCAAUUGACGAUAAGACUUUAUUAGAUAAUUACAAACACGCGGUUGAUGGUGGUAUCUUCAAAGUUAUGUCAAAGAUGGGUAUCUCUACUCUUGCAUCUUACAAAGGUGCCCAGAUCUUUGAAGCUUUAGGCAUUGAUAAUUCGGUCGUUGAUCUAUGUUUUGCUGGUACUGCCUCUAGAAUCAAAGGUGUUACAUUUGAAUACUUGGCACAAGAUUCGUUCUCUAUGCAUGAACGCGGGUUCCCAUCUAGAUUAACGAUACAAAAAUCGGUAAAUUUGCCUGAGUCCGGUGAAUAUCAUUGGAGAGAUGGUGGCUACAAGCAUAUCAAUGAUCCUACUGCCAUUGCUGCCCUACAGGACUCCGUGAGAAACAAAAACGAAGAUGCAUGGGAAAUGUACGUUAAGAAAGAAAUGGAGGCUAUCAAAGACUGUACUCUAAGAGGUCUCUUGGAAUUGGAUUAUUCUGAUUCGGAAUCAAUCCCAUUGGAACAAGUUGAACCUUGGACGGAGAUCGCAAGAAGAUUUGCUACUGGUGCUAUGUCGUAUGGGUCAAUUUCCAUGGAAGCUCACUCCACAUUAGCAGUUGCAAUGAACCGUUUAGGUGCCAAGAGUAACUGUGGUGAAGGUGGUGAAGAUCCAGAGAGAUCUAUUGUAAACUCCAACGGUGACACCAUGAGAUCUGCCAUCAAGCAAGUCGCAUCUGCGAGGUUCGGUGUAACAUCAUUCUAUUUAUCAGAUGCUGACGAAAUUCAAAUUAAGAUAGCUCAAGGUGCUAAGCCAGGUGAAGGUGGUGAAUUACCUGCUCACAAGGUUUCCAAAGAAAUUGCCAAAACUAGACAUUCUACGCCUUAUGUGGGUUUGAUUUCUCCACCUCCUCACCAUGACAUUUAUUCCAUAGAAGAUUUGAAGCAGUUAAUCUAUGAUUUGAAGUGCUCUAAUCCAAGAGCAGGCAUCUCAGUUAAAUUAGUCUCUGAAGUCGGUGUUGGUAUUGUGGCCUCUGGUGUCGCUAAAGCCAAAGCUGAUCAUAUUUUAGUAUCUGGUCAUGAUGGUGGUACAGGUGCAUCCAGAUGGACCGGUAUCAAGUAUGCUGGUUUACCAUGGGAACUUGGUUUAGCUGAAACACACCAAACAUUAGUUUUGAAUGAUUUGAGAGGAAACGUCGUUGUUCAAACUGAUGGUCAAUUGAGAACAGGAUUCGAUAUUGCUGUUGCAAUUUUAUUAGGUGCCGAAUCUUUCACUUUGGCGACCGUUCCUUUGAUUGCUAUGGGCUGUAUUAUGUUGAGAAAAUGUCAUUUGAACGCAUGUGCAGUUGGUAUUGCCACUCAAGACCCCGUUUUGAGAGACAAAUUCAAAGGUCAACCUGAACAUGUCAUCAACUUCUUCUAUUAUUUGAUCCAAGAUUUGAGAAGGAUAAUGGCAAAGUUGGGCUUCAGAACUGUUGACGAAAUGGUGGGACACUCUGAGAAGUUGAGAAAAAGAGACAACGUCAAGACCAAAGCGUUGAAUAUUGACUUAUCUCCAAUCUUGACUCCUGCCCACUUGAUCAGACCAGGAGUUGCAACAAAGUUUACCAAAAAGCAGGAUCACAAGUUACACACUAGACUCGACAAUAAGUUAAUCGACGAAGCUGAAAUUACUCUAGAUAAGGGUUUGCCAGUUACCAUUGAUGCCAACAUCAUCAACACUGAUCGUGCUUUGGGGUCAACACUGUCAUACAGAGUCUCUAAAAGGUUCGGUGAAAAUGGUCUACCUCAGGAUACGGUGGUGGUUAAUAUAUCUGGUUCAGCUGGUCAGUCAUUCGGUGCAUUCCUAACUGCUGGUUUGACCUUCAUUUUAGAUGGUGAUGCCAACGAUUAUGUAGGAAAGGGUUUGUCUGGUGGUAGAUUAGUCAUCAGACCACCAAAGGACUCCAGAUUUAAGUCUGAUGAGAAUGUUAUCGUCGGUAAUACCUGUUUCUACGGUGCAACGUCUGGUUAUGCAUUCAUUUCUGGUUGUGCUGGUGAACGUUUUGCCGUUCGUAACUCUGGUGCUACUGUUGUUGUGGAGAGAAUCAAAGGUAACAAUGCCUUUGAAUAUAUGACUGGUGGUAGGGCUGUUGUUCUUUCUCAAAUGGAAUCUCUUAACGCUUUCUCUGGUGCAACUGGUGGUAUUGCUUAUUGUUUGACAUCAGAUUAUGAUGAUUUCGUUGGUAAAAUCAAUCAUGACACCGUUGAAAUGCAAAGUUUAGUUGAUCCUGUUGAAAUAGCGUUUGUGAAGAACUUGAUCCAAGAACAUUACAACUAUACCAAAUCUGAUCUUGCUAAAAAGAUUCUGAAUAAAUUUAAUCAUUACUUGAAUAAUUUCGUAAAGGUUAUACCUACGGACUACAAGAAGGUUCUUGAGAAUGAAGCAAAGGAAAAGGUUAAAGCGGAGAAACAAUCUACUGCUGAUUUCUUGAAGAAGUUCAACAGCUCAACGGAUUCCGCUGUUGAUGCAACUAACGGAGAAGUCGAUCUGCUCAGAUCAUCUGUAUCUCAUAAAUCGACUUUGGCUGAACCUAAGGUACUUGAUCUUGAGGAUGCCGUACAGGAUACUAAUAAUUUGAAAAAAGCCGAGGAAAAGUUGGAGAAAAUUCGUGGUUUCAUGAAGUAUAAAAUGAAACACGAAAAGUACAGAUCUCCCGCGGCAAGAACUAAAGACUGGAAAGAGCUUUCUAAUGCAAUCACAAAGAAGGACGCUAGACAACAGACUGCUAGAUGUAUGGACUGUGGUGUUCCAUUCUGUACAUCAGAUACGGGAUGUCCAAUUUCCAAUAUUAUCCCAAAAUUCAAUGAGCUUGUGUUCAAAAACCAAUGGAAAUUAGCAUUGGACAAACUAUUGGAAACUAACAAUUUCCCUGAAUUUACUGGUAGAGUUUGUCCCGCUCCAUGUCAAGGUUCUUGUACCUUGGCUAUCAUUGACGAUCCAGUCGGCAUCAAGUCUGUUGAAAGAUUGAUUAUCGAUAACGCUUUCAAAGAAGGAUGGAUUAAACCUUGUCCACCUGAAGUCAGAACAGGUAAGAUUGUUGCCGUUAUCGGCUCUGGCCCUGCAGGUAUGGCUUGCGCAGACCAAUUGAACAGAGCUGGUCAUUCAGUAGUUGUUUACGAGAGGGCUGAUCGUUGCGGUGGUUUGUUGAUGUACGGUAUUCCAAAUAUGAAAUUGGACAAGUCAAUUGUUCAAAGACGUUUGGAUCUAUUAGCAGCCGAAGGUGUUCAAUUCAUCACAAACACUGAGGUUGGUAAAGAUAUCUCCGUUGAGGAAUUGAAAUCUAAGUUCGAUGCUAUUGUUUACACCGUUGGCUCGACCAUUCCUAGAGACUUGAGAAUUCCUGGUCGUGAAUUGAAAAACAUCGACUUUGCAAUGACUUUGCUAAAGAGCAACACGCAAGCUUUAUUAGACAGAGACUUAGAAACAAUUAAGAAACAAAUCAAGGGGAAGAAAGUUAUUGUUAUUGGUGGUGGUGAUACCGGUAAUGAUUGUUUAGGUACUUCUGUCAGACAUGGCGCUGCGUCAGUUCUAAACUUUGAGUUGUUACCACAACCACCUAACGAACGUUCUAAGGACAAUCCUUGGCCUCAAUGGCCACGUAUCAUGAGAAUUGAUUACGGGCAUGCGGAAGUGAAAGAACAUUACGGAAGAGAUCCUCGUGAGUACUGCAUCUUAUCCAAGGAGUUUAUUGGAAAUGAAAAUGGUGAAGUGAAAGCCAUUAAAACCGUUCGUGUCGAAUGGAAGAAAUCUCAAUCUGGUGUUUGGCAAAUGGUAGAUGUACCAGGUUCUGAACAAAUAUUUGAAGCUGACAUCGUUCUAUUAUCCAUGGGUUUCGUCGGCCCUGAAGUAAUCGAAGACCCUACCUUUGUCAAAUCCAAAAGAGGUACCAUCACUACGUUGUCAGAUUCCUCGUACUCUGUUGACGGAGACAAGGUAUUUGCAGCAGGUGACUGUAGGAGAGGUCAAUCUCUAAUCGUGUGGGCUAUCCAAGAGGGAAGAAAGUGUGCUACAGCCAUUGACACAUUCUUGAUGGGGUCCACAAACUUACCUGGAAAUGGUGGUAUUGUCAAACGUGACUACAAACUCUUGGAAGAACUAGCCUCCACAAUUUAA